AUAUUGGCCCUCUCGUGGAAAAGAUCGAUGAUCCAAAGAUGGUUAAUGACCCAGAAUUAAGGGAAGUUAUAAGAAUGUUGGACAAGGCUUGUAAAGAUGCGGGAUUCUUCUAUGUGAAGGAUCAUGGUAUAGCUGAUUCAUUGGUUAAAGAAGUUAGAGAUAUCGCUCACAAAUUCUUUGGUCUUCCUUAUGAGGAUAAAUUAAAGAUUAAGAUGACACCAGCAAGUGGAUAUAGAGGAUAUCAAAGGAUUGGGGAAAAUGUAACCAAGGGAAAGCCUGACAUGCAUGAAGCUAUUGAUUGCUAUAGGGAUAUUGAGCCUGGAACAUAUGGAACUCUUGGCAAACCUUUAGAAGGAUCCAAUUUAUGGCCUGAUUAUCCUUCACACUUCAAGGAACUGAUGGAAGAAUAUAUCUGCCUUCUCAGAGAUCUUUCAAGAAAGAUAAUGCAUGGAAUUGCUUUAGCCUUGGGUGGGCCAGCAGAUGCAUUUGAAGGUCCAGUAGCAGGAGAUCCUUUUUGGGUAAUGCGACUAAUUGGAUAUCCAGUCUCAUCUGAUAUCCCAGAGACACAACGUACAGAUACAGGAUGUGGAGCUCACACAGAUUAUGGUCUUCUAACAUUGGUUAACCAAGAUGAUGAUAUUCAUGCUCUUGAGGUGAGAAACCGGUCUGGUGAGUGGAUAUGUGCUGUUCCUAUCCCUGGUACUUUUGUUUGUAACAUCGGUGAUAUGCUAAAGAUCUGGUCUAAUGGAUUAUAUGAGUCAACUCUACAUAGGGUGGUUAACAACUCUCCAAAGUAUCGUGUUUCUGUUGCAUUCUUUUAUGAGCCAAAUUUUGAUACAUGCAUAAUGCCGGUAGAUUUUUGUAAGCAAAAGACAGGUGGAAUCGCAAAGUAUGAAGAGGCUGUUUAUGGAGAGCAUUUAGCUCAAAAGGUCCUAACCAACUUUGUUAUGUAGUGGGUUGUUACAGUUACAUUCUUCAAAUGUUAAAAUACUUUAGACUUGUUUAAUAAUGAGCUAUGGUGCUUGAGUUUGUCCAUUUAUUAAUGGAAUAAUGUUUUCUAUAUCCUAAUAUCUUUAUUUUCUCCCUUGUGUUUCUCUACUCUUCCUAGUCUAGAAGCUUUGGAUGAAUCCAAUUCCAUCAAUGAUGCAACCAUUGAUUUUACUGAUGUAAUCAUAGAAUUGGUAAUGCAGAUUUUUUAGAAAA
Elaeis guineensis (African oil palm) is the source of this 1203-nucleotide messenger RNA. The record is from RefSeq and is a predicted model, not a curated record. Lineage: Eukaryota; Viridiplantae; Streptophyta; Magnoliopsida; Arecales; Arecaceae.